Oppia nitens is the source of this 3804-nucleotide messenger RNA. Its product is annotated as pre-mRNA-splicing factor ATP-dependent RNA helicase PRP16-like. Gene Ontology annotation, cellular component: spliceosomal complex; intracellular anatomical structure. The coding region runs from base 265 to 3768 and encodes 1167 amino acids. The transcript has a single exon. Gene Ontology annotation, molecular function: ATP binding; RNA binding. Lineage: Eukaryota; Metazoa; Arthropoda; Arachnida; Sarcoptiformes; Oppiidae. Gene Ontology annotation, biological process: mRNA splicing, via spliceosome. The record is from RefSeq and is a predicted model, not a curated record.
GUUGUUGUUGUCGAUUGUCAUUCACUUCACACGUGAUGUCAAUUGUUUUGUCAAAAGUUUGUGGACAUCAAAGACAUCAAAGAUAUGAUGCGAUUAAAUAUUUAAACAAUUAUUAUAUAUUUAUAAACGUGUCGUUAAUUUAAUCAAAUGAUAUAUUUAUUGUUAGAUUUUGUUAUUAAUUUGUUGAAUAUAUUUUGAUUUUGUGAUUUGAAAUUUAAAUUAUUUAUUAAUUUAUUAAUAAUUAAUUGUGGGAUCAAUUGAAGUAUGAGUUUCGAUGUAACAAACAUCGACCGACUGGAGGGCAGUGAUGAAGUAAAAGGAGGUCUUAUUAUUAAGAAGAAGACACCCAAUAAUAACGAUGAGUUUGUCUUCAAAAAACCCGGCGUUUCAUUACUUGGUUUGGAUAAGUUGGCCAAAGAAAAGAAAGCAUUAAAUGAUGAAUUAAAAGCUAAAGACAGAAACAGAGACAGUGGUGAUAGAGACAGACUAAGUGAUCGAAGAGAUGAUAGAAGUGAACGAAGAGAUGAUAGAAGUGAUCGAAGAGAUGAUAGAAGUGAUCGAAGAGUUGACAGAAACGAUAGAAGAGACAGAAGUGAUAGAGAAAGGCAUAAAUCUGGUGAUAACUAUAGAGAUCGACAUUUGAGAAGACAUAGAGUAGAGACACCAUCACAUUCGGGUGGUGUAAGUGAUGAAUAUUUGCAAAGAAAAAGGAGACGAGAAGAGAGAGAUGAUCGAUACCGACAGUCGACUGUAAAGAAAACUGAAACCGGUUUAACCAGAAAGUGGAUGCCAUCACAGCGUAUACCAACGCCAUCCCAUUCCAGUUGGGAUGAAGACGAUUGGGAUAAAAGGUCUCAAAAAAGUGAAAGAGCUUUUACUCCUGAUGUGAGAUCAACUGGUGAUUUGCGAAACUCCUGGGAAUUAACACCUCAAAGAACUCCUGCUUACGCUACACCUAAACCUACUCCUACUCAUUGGGGAUAUCAGCGUAAGAAUACUGAUCGACCCGAAAGUGAAGAUCCAUUUGAGUGGGAGGAUAGUGAAGAAGAAGGCCGACGAGUGGACAGAGAGUGGUAUGACGAGGAAUGCGACCAAAAUCCGUUCGGAGAGAUGUCUGAAGAAUUUAUACAGCGAAGAGAAGAGGCACUGAAAAAGAAUAAAUCGGUUCAACGUAUUAGUGCACAACAAAGACAGAUCAAUAAAGAUAAUGAAAAGUGGGAAACAAAUAGACUUUUGUUGUCGGGUGUUGUCGUUCGUGUCAAUGAAAAUUUUGAUGAAGACGAAGACGUUAAUGAGGCCAGAGUUCAUCUUAUGGUUCAUAAUAUAGUGCCACCAUUUCUUGACGGACGCAUAGUAUUUACUAAACAACCGGAACCAAUAAUUCCGGUCAAAGACUCCACUUCUGACUUUGCUAUUUUGUCCCGAAAGGGCUCCGCUUUAGUCAGAUAUCACCGUGAAAUGAAAGAACGAAAGAAAGCCCAGAAAAAAGAGUGGGAGUUAUCGGGUACUCGUUUGGGUGAUAUUAUGGGUGUUGAGAAACCUAAAGAUGAAACGGAUAAUAACGUCGAAAAAAGUGAUGACUAUAAAGCAGAGCAUCGUUUCAAAGAUCAUAUCAAUGAAAAUGAUAAGCUUUCGGAUAGAAUUAAAAUUAAAAAACAGAGAGAGUUUUUACCGGCGUUUGCCGUUAGAAAUGAUUUGUUGAAUGUUAUACGAGAUAACAAUAUAGUUAUUGUGGUCGGAGAGACCGGUUCGGGAAAAACAACUCAAUUGACACAGUAUUUACAUGAAGAGGGAUAUACCAAAUACGGAAUGAUUGGAUGCACUCAACCCAGACGUGUAGCCGCUAUGUCUGUUGCUAAACGAGUUGCUGAUGAAAUGGGUAUUAAAUUAGGAGAAGAAGUCGGAUAUGCAAUACGUUUUGAAGAUUGCACUUCAAAUAAGACUAUCAUUAAGUAUAUGACUGAUGGUAUACUUCUUCGAGAGUCACUAUCGGAGCCAGAUUUAGACAAUUAUAGCGCUAUAAUCAUGGAUGAGGCGCACGAACGCAGUCUCGACACAGAUGUCUUGUUUGGUAUUUUACGUAAUGUUGUCAGCAGACGAACUGAUCUCAAGCUUAUAGUUACGUCGGCAACAAUGGAUUCCUCAAAGUUUGCUAUGUUUUUUGGUAACGUUCCUGUCUUUAUAAUACCCGGCCGAACAUUUCCCGUUCAGAUAUAUUUUUCUAAGAAUGUAGUCGAAGACUAUGUUGAUGCAGCUGUUAAACAAACCAUUCAAAUACAUUUGGGAGGACUUACGGGAGAUAUACUUGUUUUUAUGCCGGGACAAGAAGAUAUCGAAGUGACGUGUGAAGUGAUUACCGAACGACUAAAGACAUUAUCAGAAACAUCGCAAACUGAGACACCAGAGUUGGCAAUACUUCCUAUUUAUUCACAAUUGCCAUCAGAUCUUCAGGCAAAGAUAUUUCAAAAAUCAGAAAAUGAUAUCCGGAAGUGUAUUGUAGCUACAAAUAUAGCCGAGACAUCACUGACCGUAGAUGGCAUAAUGUUUGUGGUUGACAGUGGAUAUUGUAAACUUAAAGUAUAUAAUCCACGCAUUGGUAUGGAUGCACUUCAAGUGUAUCCAAUAAGUCAAGCCAACGCAAAUCAACGAAGUGGUCGCGCCGGUCGAACCGGUCCCGGAUGUUGUUAUCGAUUAUAUACUGAAUCUCAAUACAAAAGAGAAAUGCUCGCCAAUACUGUUCCAGAAAUACAACGAACCAAUUUAGCCAAUGUUGUACUUCUAUUAAAAUCACAUGGAGUUCAAGACUUAUUGCAAUUUCAUUUUAUGGAUCCCCCACCUGAAGACAAUAUGUUGAAUUCAAUGUAUCAGUUAUGGAUAUUAGGCGCACUCGACAAUGUCGGACAAUUGACAUCAUUGGGACGGAAUAUGGUUGAGUUUCCAUUGGAUCCAGCGAUGAGUAAAAUGCUUUUGGUUUCCACAGAAAUGAAAUGUUCGGCUGAAGUAUUGAUAAUAGUGUCGAUGCUAUCGGUUCCGACUAUUUUCUUUCGACCCAAAGGCCGGGAAGAGGAGAGUGAUUUGGUUCGCGAGAAGUUUCAGGUGCCAGAGUCGGACCACUUGACACUAUUAAAUGUUUAUCUUCAAUGGCAACAACACAAGUUCUCAACCCAUUGGUGUCUACAACACUUUCUUCACGCUAAAGCUCUGAGAAAAGUGCGUGAAGUGAGACAACAGCUAAAAGAGAUAAUGGAGUCACAGAAGUUGCCGAUCAUAUCGUGUGGUACUGAAUGGGAUUGUGUUCGCAAAUGUAUUUGUUCGGCAUAUUUCCAUCAGGGGGCCAGACUUAAAGGCAUCGGUGAAUAUGUUAAUUGUCGCACUGGUAUGCCAUGUCAUUUACAUCCAACAUCGUCUCUUUACGGUAUGGGUUAUACACCCGACUAUGUAGUCUAUCAUGAAUUGGUUAUGACUACUAAAGAGUACAUGCAAUGUGUGACAGCAGUAGAGGGCCAGUGGAUGGCAGAGUUGGGUCCAAUGUUUUACUCUAUUAAAGAAUCGUCUAAAUCACAGACUGAACGUAAACAACAACAGAGAGACCAUCAAAAGGAAAUGGAGUACGAAAUGACUUUAGCACAGCAACAGAUCCAGAGAAGGAAACAAGAAUCAGAAGCCCAGACAACUCUCAUCAAAUCAACACCAAUUGUAACGCCAGGAUUAAGACGACCCAAUACACCGGUCACUCCUCGACGAACACCAUCGAGAUUUGGACUUUAGUUUAUUAUAAUUAAAUUAUUAGUUAUUGAUUAUAAU